Centruroides sculpturatus (bark scorpion) is the source of this 1102-nucleotide messenger RNA. RefSeq names its product Down syndrome cell adhesion molecule-like protein Dscam2. The record is from RefSeq and is a predicted model, not a curated record. Gene Ontology annotation, cellular component: plasma membrane; axon. The transcript is spliced from 4 exons. Bases 353 to 1006 code for a protein of 217 amino acids. Gene Ontology annotation, molecular function: cell-cell adhesion mediator activity. Gene Ontology annotation, biological process: homophilic cell-cell adhesion; dendrite self-avoidance; axon guidance. Lineage: Eukaryota; Metazoa; Arthropoda; Arachnida; Scorpiones; Buthidae.
AUAGCUGUAAAUGGUUCUCUUCUACUUUGUCCUGCUAAUCAAGCAGAUAGUGGAAAUUAUAUAUGUGAAGCAACAAACGGAAUCGGUCCUCCAUUACAGAAAAAUGCAGAAAUUAUCAUUAAUGGUAAGUGGAAUAUCAUAAACUAAAACCAUUGAACGAGAAAAUUUGGAAAGGAGUAUUUAAAGAUUUUGAGCAGAGGGCGCUUUACUUUCAACAUUAGUGUCUUUGUGAUUCAGAGUAUGUUCGCCAUUUCAGCGAUUUGCGAGUUUAGCGAUAAAGAAAUGGAUUCUAUCAAGACGUCUUAUAUGUUCUCCGAUUCCUUUUAAAAAGUAGUUUACUUUUUAUUUAAUAAUGGCUUUCAUAUUUUUAUAUGCAAGCGCUGUGUUUUUCAUUUUCACUUUGUCAAGUACUUCAUCAGAGGAACUACAUAUUCCAGCCUUUCAGUUUCGUGAUAAUGUUAUGGGUGGUGAGAAAGUAACUGCUACAUGCACAACUACUACUGGUAAUGGAAAUUUGGUGUUUAGAUGGUUGAAAGAUGGAAAAGAAAUCGUCGAAGGAGAAAGAAUAAAAAUAUUAUAUUUUUCGGAUGUAUCUAAUAUAGUUAUACAUCCUGUUAUCGAAGAAGAUACUGGCAAUUAUACAUGUAUUGUUUCUGAUGGAAAGCAAAGGAAUAGUUUUACUGCACUUUUAGAUAUUAAAGUGCCUCCCGAGUGGAAAGACUUACCCACUGAUACAGAAGUAAUAAUGAGUAAAAAUAUUAGUGUAAACUGCGCGGCUUCUGGUAGACCUAAACCAACGGUUUUAUGGUUUAAAUAUAAAGACCAAACUAGAACCGAAAUCGAAGAAAGGAAAUAUUUAGUUAAAAAUGGAAUUUUAAUAAUUCCUCAAGCAACAAAAGAUGAUGAAGGUUAUUAUGAGUGUGAAGCCGGCAACGGAGUUGGAAAAAUACUUAAAAAGAAAAUUUUAAUAUCAGUUCUCUGUAAGUUUGGUAAUAUACAUAUGUAACUCAUGUUUUGUACAGAAUAUAAUCAAGCGCGCUAAUUAAAAAUAUGUUAACCAUUAGUUAAUAGUUGUUCUUUAAUAGCUUACUAACAUUUUAAA